UUUUACUAUUCCUCUUUUUCUACAGUCUACAAUUUCUCAUCUUCCCACCACUCCCAAAUUUAUCAGAACCGACAGUCUACUAAGCGGAUUCAAAGCAAAACCCACCAUGCUUUAACCUCCUCAUCUUUCCCGCCUCGCCUGCCAAUCAGAUUCAGAAGCCCUCACGAAAAAAAAAAGUCGCACAAAAUAAAAGAAAACUUGGGAAUCAAUUGCUGCUGUUGAUUCAGACCGUGGAUAAUCGUUCUUCAAUCUUGAUGUAGUGAAAUGAGUGCGCAAAGUACAUUGGAGAACACUCUCAAGGAAAUACUACGUGUUGUCAAACCCUUGCGUGAGGAUUGGACAACACGGUCGCAAAUCAUUGAUGAGUUACGAGGAGCUGUUGAAUCUGUGGAAAGUUUAAGAGGUGCAACUGUGGAACCAUUUGGGUCAUUUGUGUCUGAUCUCUUUACAAGGUGGGGAGACUUGGAUGUUUCAAUUGAGUUUUCCAAUGGUUCAUUUGUUUCACCUUAUGGGAAAAAGCAGAAACAACGUUUACUAGAAAAUGUUAUGAGAGCUAUGAGACAGAAAGGUGGAUGGAGGAGGUACCAAUUAAUCCCCAAUGCAAGAGUUCCCAUUUUAAAGGUUGAAAGUAAUCUCCAAAAUGUAUCUUGCGAUAUUUCAAUCGAUAAUCUGAAAUGCCAAAUGAAGUCUAGACUCUUGUUCUGGAUCAGUGAGAUAGAUACACGCUUCCGCGAUAUGGUUUUACUGGUAAAGGAAUGGGCAAAAGCACACAACAUAAAUAAUCCAAAAUUUGGGACUUUCAAUUCGUACUCUCUCACUUUGCUUGUGGUCUUCCAUUUUCAGACAUGUGCACCUGCAAUUUUUCCACCCCUUAAAGAUAUAUAUCCAGGAAAUCUCAUUGAUGAUCUUAAAGGCUUGAGGGCUGAUACAGAGAGACGUAUUGAAGAGACAUGUGCUGCUAAUAUAAGAAGGUUUCAGUCAUACAAUUUGAGGGCAGAAAACAGAAGUUCUUUGUCUGAGCUUUUCAUUUCAUUCCUUGGGAAGUUUUCUGACAUCAGUUUGAAGGCUUCGGAAUUAGGAAUUUGCACUUAUACUGGACAGUGGCAAGCCAUAAAAAGCAAUAUGAGAUGGUUGCCCCAAACUUAUGCCCUAUUUAUUGAAGAUCCUUUUGAGCAGCCGGAAAAUUCUGCGAGGGCUGUUAGCAAGAGGGAAUUGACAAGGAUAUCAGAAACAUUUGAGAUGAGCCACCACAUGCUCAUCUCACCCAAUCACAGUUCGCUUCUCGCCACCCUAGUCCGACCUCAAAUGUUAAGCCUCAUGGUAAGAACACCGGACUGGCGCCGCCAACCAACUCAUCCACAACGUUUCAGGGCUGAGGGUUCACAUUCACCAACACCAAGCAACAACAAUGGCCCCCGACAACCAACUCGUCCUCAGGUGCACAGGGUGGUGCGCUCGCCCUCACAAGUGCAACCUCAAUAUCAGACGGUGAAGCCAAAAGGCCCCUCAGAAGUGCAACCUCAAUAUCAGACGGUGAAGCCAAAAGGCCCCUCACAAGUGCAACCUCAAUUUCAGACUAUGAACCCAAAAAGCCAUCCCAACAGGGCAACCUUUAAAAAACCUCCUCUGCAGACAUACGAAGAUCAACGGCAGCAAAUAUGGAGACCAAGAUCUGAUAGACCAGUGUGAUUUGUGUUUCUGCAUUCAGAUUUUCAUUGCCUGGUUUUUGAUUGAAAAGUAAGAAAAUGUAGUUCAAUUGGAUUGAUGCCCUUCCAGAAACCUUUCAAGUAUGCGAUCGAUUCUUUGUUAUUGACCGUUGGCUUCCCCACAAUCCUGAAAAAUGAGAAUUACUAAAUAUAGGGCAUUUAUGAGUUUCUUUGAUCUAUCUAAAGAUGCCAUUUAGAAAUUA
Prunus dulcis (almond) is the source of this 1909-nucleotide messenger RNA. Its product is annotated as protein HESO1. Gene Ontology annotation, molecular function: RNA uridylyltransferase activity. The record is from RefSeq and is a predicted model, not a curated record. The transcript has 10 exons. Bases 265 to 1689 code for a protein of 474 amino acids. NCBI's taxonomy places the organism in Eukaryota, Viridiplantae, Streptophyta, Magnoliopsida, Rosales, Rosaceae.